This is a messenger RNA of Papaver somniferum (opium poppy), 537 nucleotides long. RefSeq names its product histone H3.2-like. The transcript is spliced from 2 exons. The coding region runs from base 1 to 537 and encodes 178 amino acids. Gene Ontology annotation, cellular component: nucleosome. Gene Ontology annotation, molecular function: DNA binding; protein heterodimerization activity; structural constituent of chromatin. The record is from RefSeq and is a predicted model, not a curated record. NCBI's taxonomy places the organism in Eukaryota, Viridiplantae, Streptophyta, Magnoliopsida, Ranunculales, Papaveraceae.
AUGGCUCGUACUAAGCAAACAGCUUGGAAAUCCACUGGAGGAAAAGCCCCAAGGAAGCAAUUAGCAAAAAAAGCAGCUCGUAAAUCAGCACCAGCAACCGGAGGAGUGAAGAAACCACACAGAUUCAGGCCAGGAACUGUUGCUCUUCGUGAAAUCAGAAAGUAUCAGAAGAGUGCCGACCUUCUGAUCCGUAAACUCCCAUUUCAAAGAUUAGUUCGUGAAAUCGCUCAAGAUUUCAAGACUGAUUUAAGGUUUCAGAGUUCAGCAGUUGCGGCAUUACAGGAAGCAGCUGAAGCUUAUCUUGUUGGUUUGUUCGAAGAUACUAAUCUCUGUGCGAUUCAUGCUAAAAGGGUUACUAUGAUGCCUAAAGACAUUCAACUUGCCAGGAGAAUCAGAGAAUGUGAGCAAUGGUGUUUAUGGCAGUAUCAAGCAGCAUCGGUAAGGAGAGUGUUUGAUGGACCACCAACACGAACGGGUCAUCAUCACCAGUCUUAUUCGCGAAGGUCCUCCAUUUCAGAUGUCUCAUCGAUGGAGUGA